AUGGUAUCAGAGGAGAAGGCCUCAACCGAGGACAGGAAAGAACGGUCGGCGACGCACCCGCCCAAGACGUUCAGGGAACGCUUCCUCCACUCGCUGCCCUACUACACAGGGCCUUACGGUGUGGGUUUUAUCGAGAUCGAGGCGCCAGUCCGGCAUCCACGUGUUUUUUCCGAGCUCAGGCGCGACAAUGUGCCGUUACUCAGGCUCGACACCGUCCUGUUCGCCGUCUACUACCCGUGCGCUCUCAAGACCGAGCCGGACGACCACAUCGCCCCUGAGCACGGCCAUGGGGGAAAGGGCAAGAAGAAGAAGAAGGCCGGAGAAAAGGGGCCGAAGCUCUCACGGGUCGGUUGGCUCCCGCGCCCACGGGUCCUCACAUGCAAGGGCUAUGCAAAGUUCUUCAGCGUUCCCCACCUGCCGGUAACUGCCUACAUCGCCUCCACGUCCAUGUUCACCAAGCUCCCGGCGUUGCGCAAUGCAAGGCUUGCGGAACACUGGCCGGAAGAUAUGCUGGGCGACGAAGGGCCGGCCGGGCGAGCGGCGCGUAAUGAGGAGUCGAGUUCCAGCACCAAGCCGACAUUCCCCGUCAUCAUCUUCAGCCACGGCCUCGGGGGUUCCCGGAUGAGCUACAGCUCCAUAUGUGGAGAGCUGGCAAGCUACGGGUUCAUCGUCGUUGCCGUGGAGCACCGGGAUGGGAGCGGUGCCAGGACCUACGUGAACCUCACCGAGAGUCGAGAGGUGUCCGACAGCGACUCCUCGGUGGCCCAGGCAUACAUCAAGAGCGUGAGCGCCAAGAAAAUUAAGAACAAGAAGAACAAGGGCGCGCAGAGCGAUCAGCACUACUGCGUCGACUACCUCUUCCCCAAGGACAACGCUCAAGACACGGCGCCGCACAACGCCCGCGGAGUCGACACCGAACUGAGGACCGCCCAAAUCGAGAUGAGGGUGACGGAAAUGGAGGAGGCGUACCGCAUUCUUGAGUACAUCAACAGCGGCCGGGGACACGAGGUCGAGGCCAUGAACCUGAGAAGAAAGGGCAACGUCGCUUCUAGUUCCAAAGGCUUGACGGGGGUUAUGUGGGAGGACUGGAAGGACAGGAUGUUCCUUGACAACGUGACCAUCAUGGGCCACUCAUUCGGCGGGGCAACCACUGUUGAAACCUUGCGGACGGAGUCGCUCACCUGGGUCGGGCAGGGCAUCAUCCUCGACGCAUGGGGGCCGGCCACGCCCCAGGCGGGAGACGACGCUCGACAUCGCAUCAAAAAGCCGCUCCUGUCAAUAGGAUCCGAGGCCUUUAUGCACUGGCAGGAAAACUUCGAUAGGCUCGUCGAAAUCUGCAAGGAGGCGCGGGCAGAGGAUGCGCUCACAUGGAUGAUGACGAUCCGUGGAUCGACCCAUCUCUCCCAGACCGACUUCGCCAUUCUGUAUUCGACCUGGAUGGACUUGCUGAUGAAGACUCUGGUCAACCCCCUGAGAGCCAUUUAUCUUACGAUAUCGCCGUCACUCGAGUUCCUCAAGAUCGCCCUGCCGCCGGAGCAGACAAAGUACAACACGUGGGUUGACGAGAAGAUUCUCAAAACGACUGAGUCGCCCUCUGAACCACUUAGUGUGGUGACGCAUGACCACCGCCCCGACGAUCGAUGGAUUGCCGUCCGCCUCAAGGUGAACAAUGAGGCGACGCUGCGGCUGAAGAGCUGGGUACGGCACAAGCGGCGCGUGCUGCUCAGGAAGGGCCAAGGAUCGGGGAUGCCUUCGGGGCUGAUCAACUGGGGUGAGGGCAACGAAGUCUGGAUGCACGUGAGUCCGAGACGUGAGUCCGUGGAGAAGCAUAUGCGGCAAAAAGAGCAGAGGACGAGCGAAAACCAGUCCUAG
Messenger RNA from Colletotrichum navitas, 1872 nucleotides. Its product is annotated as platelet-activating factor acetylhydrolase. Bases 1 to 1872 code for a protein of 623 amino acids. The transcript has a single exon. The record is from RefSeq and is a predicted model, not a curated record. NCBI's taxonomy places the organism in Eukaryota, Fungi, Ascomycota, Sordariomycetes, Glomerellales, Glomerellaceae. Gene Ontology annotation, molecular function: 1-alkyl-2-acetylglycerophosphocholine esterase activity.